GCAUCUUACAUCAGGUACUAUGAAUGAGAACUUUAUAACGGACGGUAGUUGUCUUACAUUGCUACCAGUGGUUGAAAGUGGGCUAGAUGUGGGACCGCAGUAUGACCAGAAUCUUGUCCAAGCGCUUCAGAAUCUUUCAGAUACACAGGUGAAUGACUUUCUGAACGGCAAGCAACCUCUGACUUUGGCGCUACGAUGGGGCAACCACAUGGUGUUUGUACAGCUUCAACUAGCUGCUAGCCCGAAUGGCGGAAAAGGCCAAAUCAAGUGCCCACUGCACCACUCAUCUGCCAGCAGACGGCCUCAUCACUUCAGGAGAAAUAGUUCUGAUCAAGCACCGGCGGCCGUUAAUACACCUCCAUGUCCUCUGCAUCCUCGGUCCAUUCCAAGCUCCCCUCCACCGAGCCCGACAACUACCUCUCCGGCCACCACACAUGCGACGUGUGGCGCAAAGGGUCAGCAAUCGUGGCCUAGGACAGGCGCAUACAUUGACCAAGUGAAUCACUAUGCCCCCGGAGUGUUUUCGGGAACAUUUUCCGGGUCAUUGAAUACGGCUAUGAGCGAUGAGGGCGGCAAACAGAAACGCGACAUCAACACGAUCGCGUGUAUAUUGAAUGAUCUUCUAAAAGCUGCGCCAGUGUACAAACAGCUACUUGAGGGCAGGCCUCGUGCACCAGCUGUACACACUACCAACUCGACCAGCGAUCUGCCAGGUUUCCGAAGAAGAACGAACGAUGAUGUACGGCAGGAAAAACACACAAGAGAUAAAAUGGCGCACCUACAGAUGAUGAUGAAAGAUCGUCAGGAGCGUCGACGUGCUCGUCGCAGUCUACGGUCACCGUACAACACCACCCACCGCUCAAUGGAUCGCCUAGAAGGUAGUAAUCUUGCCGUCUGAAAUGGCUUGCAGCUUUCUCAGCUAGAAAUAGCUGGGUUCGAUUUGACGACUUUUCCAGCAGAUUUCGGCUGCUGAAGCUUGAAGAGAAGCUUCAAGAUUGACGAAUACAUUUCAUGUUGGAGCCUCGGGCUAGAUGCAUCGAAGUAUGUAGCAAGUGUACGGUGUUUUAUUUGAAUGAAAUCACUCUCGUACUGCUGUUUUGAGAACGAUAUUUGUUGGUUGCUAGGGAAUAAGCUAUCGUAGGUUAUAUAACUGAUGAUAUUGAUUUGGGAAAUUUUAUGGAAGCUUAUCGUAUAGAAAUUCUGAAGGAAUGGAGAAUAUGAAAAUAAAUUUUGUUUCUUUAAGAUAAUUUACUGCAACUCUAGUAGUUAAAAUAUAAUGGAGAUUUUGUUUCUGUUUUUUUUUAGCAAAUCUCAGUCUGGAAAAAACUUAUACUUUGACAUAAAUUAAUAGUCUUAGAAUGCUAAAUUUACUUUCAGAAAUUAAUUGCUAUAAAUUGCAUUUUCAUAGCUGACAAUGACUAGAAAUCAGGUAAUGAAUCGAAAAUAUGCAAGAUAUUGAUUAUGAUUUAUAGUAAAAAUGUAUUUUGCUCAAUACGUAGAUCUACAAUAUUUGAGUUUAAUAUCAAUUUUUAAAUAAAUUUUUGCUUGUUUUAGAUCAUAUUAGUCACAUGUAACUGCCGUAGAUUUUACUAAAUUUGAAAAAAAUCAAAAUCGCUUGAUGUGUCGUUAUAAAAAAAAAACAUAUAACAUUUACCAAUUUACCAGUCUUACUAGGUAUAAUUACAAUAGAACAUUACAAUGCGUCAGUUUAAUGCUUAUUGUUAGGUAGACCUAGCAGUAAUUAAUAGAACUGAGCCGGGGUGUGGUCCGGGGUGGCGCUGUUUUAAUUGAUCCAUGGAAAUCCGCCAUUUAUAAUAUAUUCAUUUUUGCUGUUUAUGAAUAGUCUUUUAAAUAAAAUAUACAUUUUAUUUUCAUACUAUAUCAUACAAACCUUCACAUUAUAAUGUAGGCAAUUGUACUUAGCGUCCGUGAAUAUACAGACCUUGAGAAUAGGCCCUAUACAUAUAAUGGUAUAUAAAAUCAAUAAUAAUAAUAAUUAAUAUGAGUACAGGUAUACUUUACAUAUCUUGAGAUGUAUAUAAACAUAUAUAUUUUUGGUAUUUAUUUAUAUAUAUGUUUAUGUAUAUUAUUGAGACUAUAUUAAAUGUCAUAUUAGGCCUCUUUCAUGUUUAUUCCUGAACGUCGAUCCGUACACAGUAUUUGAAUACAGUUGGAAUUUUUCUGUCCGUAUUUAAAUUCCUAGUAUUUCUAGGGUUCUAAUGAAAAAGCUGGAGCAUAUUCUAGUUUCUUCAGUUUAACAUUUUGGUAAAUCAUUUAUCAUUAUCCGCCUUGUACGCCUAGAUAACGACCUAGAGUCUGUAAAUUUUCGGCGAUUUUUGUAGUUGCCGGAUCCAAAAUACAAUCAGAGCCACAUAAAAACGUUUAACCAAUAACCAGUAACCGCUUAAUUAUCAACGAAGUUUUAAAUCUUUAGUUUAUGUAAUUCUUCACUAUUUUGGUGAAAGUUUCCUUUAACCUACUAAACUACCAUGUAGUAGGAUAUAUUUACCGUACAUAAAUUUAGCAUUAAGUUUUAGAAAAUAGUUUUAGAAAAGCCAUAUGAAUAAAAAUCGAUAUUAUCAAUGCAUCUGUAUUUUCGAAGUUUAGCAAUCAAAUUUCAUAUAGGCAUCCUCUUCUUGAUUAUCUGAUGUGCAUUUCCAUUUUGGCGUGCACGUUGUGUAAUUAUUACGAUAUUUAUUGUAUAUGUAUGUUAAUUACUGUAAACAAGUACUAGGCUAACUUUUUGGUGAAGAUUUGUUUACCAUUUUUCAACUUCCACCACGUGACCAAAUUUUGUAAAUAUCUUGAUGAAAAAAAUAAUAAAAAUAAAUAUUUUAGUGAUUUGAAUAUGAAGAUCAUCUUAUGUUAGUGUAAAAAAUUAAUAUUAUGUUAAUGUACAAUUUAUGUUAAUGUAAAAAUUAUACAAUAAAUCGAAGUGAUAAUUCUUUUAGUCUACUGGGUGACGGAAUUGAUUUUGUAGUAACAAUAAAAUAGCGAACGUCAAUUGA
Messenger RNA from Anneissia japonica, 3008 nucleotides. RefSeq names its product midnolin-B-like. Lineage: Eukaryota; Metazoa; Echinodermata; Crinoidea; Comatulida; Comatulidae. Gene Ontology annotation, cellular component: nucleus. Gene Ontology annotation, molecular function: protein binding. The record is from RefSeq and is a predicted model, not a curated record.